GUAUGUCGUGCAGAAAAUGUCCGACUCCAAGCCUUCCGACCCAGCCGACGGGAAUACCGACAACCAAGAUGGUCGUCGAUUUAAACUCCCCGGCUGGUUGGACCACUUCAAUGCGCACGACCUGAAGACCCUCUUUCGCUGCUGGGCCGCGGCUUGGGUGGCCUCUCUGCUGAUAUUCAUUGGCCCUGCCUUGCACAAGAUCGGUAUUGCGACCUUCUUUGCGGCGUUGUUGCUCUACAUCGUGCCCCCUGGGGGCAUUCUCUUUAUCUACCUGCUCGCCGGCCUGUCACUCCUCUUUGGUAUGUGCCUUGCGUGGGCAUGGGGACUCCUCAGCAUGAAGGCCGCCUUAGCGGCACGGCCCGAUUCGGAAACCCAGGCAAUGGUACAAGCAAUGCAACAGCAGGCUGUCGCCAUCGCCAACCAAACGGGCAUCAGUCCUGCUGCGGAGGCGCGAAUCCUCGUCUACGAUGGCUUCUUGCUCGACACCCGCAUCACCGUCAUCUUCUACGUGAUGAUAUGCGUGUUCAUCUAUUUUAUGUCCCGCGUCCGCGUCGCCAACCCGAAGUUCGCUCUGGCGCAGAUCUUUGGCAUUAUCAUCGCCGACCUCUUCCUACUCUUCGGACCGACCCUGCCAUCUUUCAAGGCUUUCCUGCCGAAUGUCCUGAUUAAGCCAGGCGCCAUCGGUAUCGGCCUGGGCUUUGCUUGCUGUCUUAUCUUCUUCCCGCAAUCCACGUCUUCGGUAGCGCUGAGGCAGAUGGAGCAACUCGUCCGCCUGGGAGAAACCCCAGUCAAGUUCACCCGGCAGAUGUUAGCAGGCGAGCCGCUCGACCUGCAGCAGCUGAUGGGCGUCAAGGCCAAGAUGAUCGGAGCAUACAAAGCCAUGCAGCCCUCUUUGGCCUUUCUGCCCCUCGACUUUUCCCGUGGUCGCUGGAGCUCGGCCGAUAUCAAAAGUUUGCAAGAGCCGUUGCGACAAGCCAAUCUAUCCACCGUGUCAUUGCUCGAUUACCAUAUUACGCUUCUCAGAGCCGACCAGAAACUACAAGGGCCCAAACCUUUGUCGCAAGACGGAUCUGGCAAGAGUGACGUGCAGGAAAAGCGAGCCCGCGAGGUCGGACAGCGGCAGUUACAGGAGAGCGCAGACAUGAUGCAAGCGUUGAAUAGCCCUGAGCAUGGGGCCUCCCGGGCGCGCACGCGAGAAGCUUUGAGGAAAUCGACUGCCGGACUCCUCGAGCUGUCUUCGGAAACGAGUCAAUUGAUUGUGCAGUGUAUCCACGGGGUCAACUCUGGCCGAUGGUUUCGUCGCGCUGUGUCUCGGAGUCAACUCGGAGAGCUUGCGGCGAGAGCAGCGACCGUCUUGCAGACUCUGCAGGCGACCCGGGUAUCAUGUGCGACUCAGACAACCGAGAGCCUUUUAGAGGGCCAUGCUGAUCUGUUCGAUGAAAAUGGCCAGCUCAAAUCGGGUGAGAACCUUGGACCUCAUGCUCUCCGCGGUAUAGUUCUAGGCAUGGUGAUGGAGGAACGCAUCCUCGGCUCCGCAGAGGCCUUGGAACGGCUUCUGGCUCAGGUACUCCGCCUCAUGCAGGAGCGAACUAAGGAACGCAUAUGGAUCCCCUCGGGGCUGCGCUAUGCCUUCCGCUGGCUGGUGAACCCACGCCAGAAGGCUCCCGUGGAGGAUUUAACAGCCGCCAAUCCUGCGACAGACCCCGAUGAGGCUGAAGAGCAGACCAAAGAGGCAUAUCGCCGUCUGAAGAUUAGCCGUGGUUACGGGAGGCCCAUUCGCAGAAGCCUUUUGGCGAGAUCUCUGACUGGCACUUAUCACUGGUUCACGAAUCCCGGCGGAAUGUAUGCGCUGCGCAUGGUUAUCGUUACGAUUGCCGUCGCGAUUCCCGCUGCCAUCCCGCAUAGUACUGGGUUCUACUACCGGGAGAAAGGUAUCUGGGCCCUUAUCACCGCACAGACUACCUUACUCGUGUACAUGGGCGAUUUCACCAUAUCGCUCGUCGGUCGAGCCAUUGGCACAAUUGUAGGCGGCGUGAUGGGCAUGGUAGCUUGGUACAUUGGAGCUGGCAAUGGGCCCGGCAACGCCUACGGUCUAGCAGCAAUUACGGCCGUGAUGACCGCCAUACUGAUGUGGUGGCGUCUGUUCUUACCUCCGAUCUUCACCAUGGCGGCCAUUAUGGGCGGUGCCACCUUUGCCCUGGUCAUCGGCUUCAGCUACGACGACACUCACACAUGGCAAUACGGGCUGCCGGGACAUGGUUAUGAGGCAUUUUGGAAGCGUCUGGUCACCGUGCUAUUGGGCUUAGUCGCAGCGUUCAUCGUCCAAAUAUUCCCUCGUCCACCAUCGGCUACGCGCCACAUCUGCAAGACACUAUCCAACACCAUCCGCAUCCUCUCCGAUCACUACGCCCUCCUCCUCUCCCACUGGAGCAAAUCAGAAACCAACAGCCCCAUCAGCGCAGUAGCCGAAAAGAUCGCAAUUGAUGUUGCCGAAAGCCUACUCUCCAUCCAAGGCUCAAUCGGCCUCCUCAAAUUUGAAAUGACACUCAGCCCAUUUCACCGCGAAGCUCUAGGCAAAACGCACACCCUCUGUCAAGACAUGAAUCAAGCCCUGGGCCGUUUACUGAUGCUCUCCACCACCCUCCCCCAGCACUUCCAGGAACGGCUCGCCCAGAACGUGGGCAUGCUCAACGACCAUAUUAUCGGUGAUAUCAUGGCCGUGCUUAGCGUGAUCGAACAGGCACUCACAUCAGGCCUUCCGCUCCCGGAGCGCUUGCCGACGCCGUUGGUCAAGAGGUGUUUUGAGACCUGGCUUGCACAGCAUCGAGCUGCGGAGUUGAGUACGACGCUAGUUCGGGAUGAGAACUAUCGGCGGUAUUGUGUGGCUAUUGCUAUGUAUUUGAAGUUCUUAUCUUCUGUUGAUGAUAUGGUGUUGGUGUUGAAGGGGACUUUGGGGGAGUCGCAUUUGAUUGAGCGGUGGGAUGGUGAGGUGCCGGUUUGAUUUUGGGUAUUCAGUAUGCCCUAGAUGGGUUUGCUCUCGAUCAUGGUGUGGUGUGGUUGCUGAAAAUAUGGGGAUGUGAUAUUUAUACCAAGUAAUUGUGGUUUUGCACGUUGAGAGACAUUCAUGGUUUGUGGGUUGAUUUGCUACAAACUCUACAUAACUAAAUACGAUGAUAGAGAAAGAGUCAAUAUAUCUUUUGCAAUUUUUUCAAGCACAUCUAC
Messenger RNA from Aspergillus alliaceus, 3222 nucleotides. RefSeq lists its product as uncharacterized. The transcript has a single exon. The record is from RefSeq and is a predicted model, not a curated record. The coding region runs from base 17 to 3001 and encodes 994 amino acids. NCBI's taxonomy places the organism in Eukaryota, Fungi, Ascomycota, Eurotiomycetes, Eurotiales, Aspergillaceae.